Molecule: messenger RNA, 357 nt
Organism: Moneuplotes crassus
Lineage: Eukaryota; Ciliophora; Spirotrichea; Euplotida; Euplotidae
Source: the annotation of a GenBank genome assembly
AUGAAAACGAUUUCAAAAAAGAAUAGAGCAACUAAGAAGAAGUCAAGGGGAAAGAAGUCAAAGAAGAAGGAAACAGGAGCUUUUGAUGGACUUGCUGAUGCCUUAGGAGGCUCUUUAAAAGGUGUUGAAAAAUCAAUGAAGACUAUGGAGAAUGAAAAGAAUAGGCUUAAGAAUAGUGUGGUUAGUAAAAUGAAGAGAAGGAGAAUUGAGAAGAGAGAUAAAAUGUCUAAAAAGCUCGAAGAAGAUCAGCAAAAGGUGCAAGUUAUCAUGAACAAUGAUGCGUUUAAUGAGAACCCACUAGAUAUUCUCCUUAACCAUGUGACUAAUGUUGUGUCAACGAAAAAGAAAGAGGAAUAA